Molecule: messenger RNA, 537 nt
Organism: Eimeria mitis
Lineage: Eukaryota; Apicomplexa; Conoidasida; Eucoccidiorida; Eimeriidae
Exons: 1
Coding region: 1-537 (178 amino acids)
Source: RefSeq, a predicted model, not a curated record
AUGCAUCAGCAGCAAACGAAGACAACGAAACGCCUCGCCGCUGUCUUCACAGAAGCCAAAACGCCUGCAGCAGCAGCAGCAGCAGCAGCAGUAGCAGCAGCAGCAGCAGCAGCAGCAGCAGCAGGAGUAGCAGCAGUAGCAGCAGCAGCAGCAGCAGCACGAACAGCAGCAGUAGCACCACCAAAAGCACCAACAACAACGAGAUCAUCAGCAGAAGCAGAAAAAGCAGCAGCAGCAGCACCAAGCGCAGCAGCAGCAGCAACAGCCCGAGUAGCAGCAGCAGCGGACAGGAGAAACAGCAGCAGCAGCAGCAGCAACAACAGCAGCAGCAGCAGCAGCAUACUUCACUGCUUCGGCGAAGACUGCAUGCAGCACAUGGGGGUCGUGUGUAGCUCCAACAUAAUUAUAGUUUUGUUGCUGCUGCAGCAGCUGCAGCAAGAAGCAGGGGCCCCUGAGGGUACCAGCAGCAAGCAGCCACAGACAGAGGGGCCCCCUAGCAGCAAAGUUCAGCCAUUGGGGGGCCUCCGGGGGGGGUAG